AUGAACGAUAUAGGCAUUAAAAUAGUGGAAUCUCCUAAAGAUCGGUUGUUGGGAGCCGAUGUGUCUCCCACGCCGGAAGUAGAGAAUGAAAAUGAAGUUGAUCCUUUGUCGAUUGAUGAUGAUGUGAAGGACCCAUUGGUUGUAGUAGACGUUAAAACUGAACGUGAGGACAACUGUGAUGACAAUGCCAAAGAAGAGCUUGUAAGUGAGAUACAGAAUAAAGACAGUGAUACUUUACAAGCAACUGAAACAGUCAAAGAUACUAUAAAAGAAGAUCCGAUCAAGGUGCCCGAAGAAAAUAUUACUGUAGAGCUCAAUAAUGAUCAUAAACAAGAAGAACAGAUCCUAGAUGAAACAGAGCAGCCCUUAGUCAUAGAUAUUAAGGAGCCAGAUCCCACACCUAUUGAAGUCAAAGAUAGUCCUAAGGAAGUAAUUGAAGUGGAAAAAGAACCUGAUGUGGAAAUGACAGAUGUCCAGCUGGUUGAAAAGUCAGAAAAAGAAAAAGUUGUGCAUACUAUAAAUGGUGAUGUAACUAAGGAGGAACAAGCAACGAAAAGACGUUCUAGUGAAGAGAUUGACACAGAAUCGCCUCUGAAAAAGCUGUGUGCUGAAGUAGAGAAAACUUUUCCACAACAUGACAUUAUGAUAAAUGACUAUAUACAGACAGCCACCAAAAACAAUAUAGAUGAAAUACAAAGGCACACUGAACAGUUACUCUCAGAAAUCCAGACAUUAAGGGAACUGGCACAGAAAAAGGAACAUGAAUGGAACAACAUAUUACAUCUAAAGAAAGUUAAGGAGGAAAUUUUGUUAAGGCUCUUAAGGCGGAAACAAGUUUUGUCAUUCGAAAAAAGCGCAGACGUCAAUGGCUCUGAGAGAACUGACCCAUUUGACUAUCUCAAUCAGCCGAAGAACUUGGCGAUUGAUAAAAGUGAUGAGAUAUCAGGUCUUGCCAUCAAACAGCCAGGGUCUGCAAUGAAUCCUAUAAUACAACCACCUGUAAUGCCAGUUACUUCCCAUUUCAAUCCCAUGUCAGGGUUGCCACCUCCGUACGAUAAAGCUGCUCAUAUGCAAUCUAUGCCGAAGCCAGUGUAUCCCCAAGCUAUGAUGAUGCCAGGUCCUAUGCCAGGGUUUCCCCGGGAUAUGAAUGGGCAACUACCCUCAAGCUUUGGUAUGCCAAUGGGUCGUCAAGGACCUACUAAAGAUGUGAAGUCAAUAAUAGCGGACUAUAGGCAAAGAAACCCCGAAAUAACGCCAAGACGCGGGAGAAGGAUGAAAUCUAUAGUGAAUCCCAAUAUGUUGAACACUCCUCGCCCGAUAGCGCCCAAAGUCGAUAGUAUGAACAAUUUAAGCAAUCUCAACAUGCUCUUCAAUAAUUUGGAUAUGAAUCAAAAAGCAAUGUUAGAACGGCUUCAACAGAUACAAGCCGGUGGUCUUCCAAACGGCCUCUCCUUUAAAGAUGUGCUCGUACAAUUUGCGAACAUGCAGCAAAAUACUCUCAUGCCAACUAGACCGGUAGAAACCUUGAACAGACCUGAUCACCAUGUAAGACCUGAUGGAAGAAGACGACAGGAGAGGAACGAAGAACCCCACAUGUCAAAACAAGCUGAAAGAGUAGCGGCUUCCAGUCCUAGGCUGCCACCCCCACCUCCGUACCCUGAAAUAUCUCUCCUUCCCGUCACAACCAGUCAAGAAACACAAUCUCAACAGAACUCAUUGCUACACGGCAUAUUGACAAAGCAGGCGCCCGCGUCUCAGAGUUACUCGUCGACGUUGGCUAAACUGCUCACGUCGCCCGAACGGAAACAGAGCGCGCCACUGCCGUUCGGUCAGGCCAAGAAUUGCGGCGAGAUCACAAUUACGCCGGUGCAGCCCGCCCAGCCUGAACCACAGCCAGAGAAAGCUGAAGUUGUACAACUGGAGGAAGAAGAGAGCGGUGCAUCAGAAGAAUCCGCGGGAUCGGGUGCAUCGGGUGCGUCCGGUGCGUCGGGUGCAUCGGGUGCGUCUGGUGCGUCGGGCGCCAGCGGGCGGCUGGUGAUCGACGAGGGCGGCGACGACGCGCCCACGUGCCAGGGCUGCCGCGCGCGCCUCGCGCAGUUCGUGUGCGCCGGCUGCGCCAACCAGUGGUACUGCUCGCGGGACUGUCAGGUUGCGGCCUGGGAUGAACACUCAGAAAUGUGCUCGGGC
Brenthis ino (lesser marbled fritillary) is the source of this 2187-nucleotide messenger RNA. The record is from the annotation of a GenBank genome assembly. NCBI's taxonomy places the organism in Eukaryota, Metazoa, Arthropoda, Insecta, Lepidoptera, Nymphalidae.